CAAUCGCUCAAUAAGCAUGCCUAGCCGCUUUGCCAUUUGAACUCGCUUAUUACAUCUUUGUUGUUUGCUUACGUUAAAUAAGGAUGAAACAAUUCACUGUGUGAACACUGUACACAUGUCUGACUAUUAUCGUUACUGGAAAGCAUCCCUCUAUUCAAUCGCGGUAAUAAAGUAUUUGCAUUUAGUCGGUUAUUAUUAAAUAAGUGUGUGGAUGUUUUGUAGUCCACUGUCCAAGCAGGCUUCUAUUGAAUGUGGAAAGGACAAUCAUUUGAUAUCUAUUCAAUCCAUGGAGGAAACUUAUGUGAAAGAUUACACAGAAGUAGAAGCCGAGGAGUAUUUAAGGUAUAUGAACCAAAGAGAUAAAAAUAGAAAAAAAUGUAAUGCAAAUAUAACAGAAGAAUUAGAAGACAGUCUGCAAAGUCUUUAUGUAGAAGAUUUGGCUAAAGUCUAUCGAGAAUGCAGUUUUACUUACAAUCCAAAAUCUAAUGAUUUAUCUAUUCUGUCUAUGAAGGAUAAGAUAAUCUCAAUAAUUGAGACAAAUUCGGUAGUCAUCAUUCAAGGGCCAACUGGCUGUGGAAAGACCACUCAGAUUCCACAAUUCAUUCUUGAUGCUAAUAUUAAGAAGAGACUCAAUUGCAAUAUUAUAGUUACGCAACCAAGACGAAUUGCUGCUAUAAGUAUUGCCAAAAGAGUGAGCCAAGAAGGAAAUUGGAGUCUUGGUAGCCUUGUAGGCUAUCAGGUGGGUAUGCAAAAGGAAACCUCACAUGAAACCCGUCUAACUUAUUGCACCACUGAAAUUCUCCUUCAACAUUUGAUUCACAAUAAACACAUGUUGGACUAUACUCAUGUUAUAUUAGACGAAAUUCAUGAACGCGAUCAAAAUUUGGAUUUUCUUCUACUAGUUGUUAAAAAAUUAUUGCAAACAAAUUCUGGACAAGUCAAAGUUAUUCUCAUGUCAGCAACAAUUAAUGUAAUAAAAUUUGCAAAAUAUUUUUCUUCAAUAGUAGAAAAUGAAUUAAUUCCGGCGCCUAUUCUCAAAAUUCCUCGAAAGAAAAAUUUUGAGAUUCGUACAUAUUAUUUGGAUGAGAUCAAGAAUUUAGGAAGUAUACCAGAAGUAUCUGUCAUGGAACCAAAGAUCACUCAAGAAAUGUUCAAUUUUUGUUCACUUAUUAUCAACGCUCUAGAUGAAAUUGAUAUAAAUGAUAACGAAAAAGAUUUAAAUUCAUCUCAGAGACAUGCCGUUCUCAUAUUUUUACCAGGAAUUUAUGAAAUUGAAGAAUUAUAUAAUUACUUGUCGUCAACUUAUCAUCAGAAUAAAUUAUGGGACCUAACGAUUUUGCAUUCAUUGGUUUCUGACGAUCACGAGCAGCAUCGAGUUUUUCAAAAACCACUGGAAGGUUACAGACGCAUUAUACUUUCCACAAAUAUUGCUGAAAGCAGUAUUACUGUACCAGAUGUAAAAUAUGUGAUAGAUUUUUGUCUUACAAAACUGCUGACAUUUGAUCCCACAACUCAUUAUCAAAGUUUGCAACUAUGUUGGGCGAGUAAAACAAAUUGUAUACAACGAGCUGGUCGCACGGGUCGUGUAAUGGAUGGCAGAGUGUAUAGAUUAGUACCAAAAGCAUUUUUUGACAAUAUUUUGGAUGACUACUGCGUACCAGAAAUACUUCGCGCCCCACUCGCCAAUGUUGUCCUACGAGCCAAAAUCCUUGAUCUCGACGAGCCACGUGUUCUUCUUUCACAUUCUCUUGAUCCACCUACUCUCUCCAAUUUGGCAAAUACCAUUUUGAGCUUAAAAGAAGUCGGAGCCUUAGUAGACGAAGGCGACUCUUUUCAAAUGUUUGACGGAAAUUUAACCGAUCUCGGCAGAGUAAUGGCGACUCUUCCGCUCGACAUUCGAAUUUCGAAAUUGAUUAUGUUGGGGCACAUUUUCGGAGUCUUACGAAAUGCUAUUAUUCUGGGAGCCAGCAUGGCUAUUAAGGAUGUUUUCUCUUUGGAGCAAUGCCAUCCCACUGUUUCUUCCUAUACGACGCGAAAAAAAUGGGCCUACGGUUCUGAUAGUGACUGCAUUGCCACUUUAAAUGUUUACAAGAUGUGGCAGAAUGAAAAAGCAAAUCGGCGGAUAAAUUCUUAUCAAGCCGAGAGACAAUGGGCCCAGAGAAAUGGAUUCCAGACAAGAGCCUUGCGUGAAUUAGAUGCUCUGGUGACCGAUAUCACCAUUAGAUUGCAGAAGUUUGGAAUUAAAGAGAGUAUAGGAGUAAAUAAAGUCAUCUGGCAAGGCGCAAAUCGUGAUUUCGUGCUUCAAGUUGCUCUUGCUGGAGCUUUCUACCCCAAUUAUUUUAUUAAACGUUUACAAAAUCGAGAAAUUUAUAAAGAAAAUAUCACAAUGACCUUGAACUCUUUGGAUCCUAUGAAAACAAUCUAUUUAAGGGGUUGGCCAAUGAAACAGCCUGGAUAUUUAUACGCCAAAAGAUUUCAGGAGGUUUUUGCCAAACAUCAAGGAAUUCUAGAAAAGCAAAUAGAAAUAUCUUUUGAUGGAUCGCAACGUGUUUAUGUGCAUUUUCACGAAAAGGAAACCGCUGAUGAUAGUCUUCAAAAUAUAUCAGAGUUUGUUUAUCAGGUAAUUAUCAAUUUAUUAAAGUGUAAAAAUCUAGAGAAUAAUGUUCCUAAAAUCAGAUCAAAUUUGCCAGGUCUUGAUGUAACUUUUAUACCUCUGUUUAUACAAAAUAUCAUUAGCCCUGGAUCUUUCUGGGCAAUUCUUGAUGAUGAUACUACUCAUAAUGAAUUACGAGUUAUAGAAGAAAUACUCAAUAAACGCCCCUUGAAAAAAUUGCUUUCUAUCCCAAAAAUCUCGACCAUAAUUGCUGCUCCCGUAGAAGAGAAUGAUUCUUUAGUUUAUCAUCGUGCUGUAAUCAAGGAAUAUAUUUCAGAAAUCGGAGAACUGGUCGAUAUUUUAUUUAUCGAUUACGGUCGUUUCUCUAGAAUACGAUUUAGUGAUCUAAGGAAAAUUGAUAGUACUACAAUUUUAGCAAUUCCUCCUUUAGCAUUUCGUUGCAAUUUGGCUUUUUUGCGACCUUCGAAUCGACACAAUCUUCACGGCCAAUGGUCGGAAAGAUCGAAAAAUUAUUUUUUGACACAAAUUAAGAAAACCAAGAAGAUAUUAGGAAAAAUUUAUUCUAUUGUUGAUAGCAUUAUUAAUUUAGAAUUGAUUGUUGUUAAUGAGAAAGAGGAGAGCUUUAAUGUUAAUGAAGCUUUAAUUGAGAAAGGAUAUGCUAUAAAGAGAGAAGAAAAUUAUGUGUCACAGCAUAAUCAUGAAUUAAGAGCAAAUAUUAGUAAUAUUAAUGCAAUGUCGAUAGAAGAGAAACAGUUUUACGAAGAGAAACAAUAUGACAAGCAUGAAUUAAUAGAAUACCCUAAACCACCUAAAGAAGAAGAUUGCACCUCCAGCGUAAAUCUCCAAGGUCCAUUUUCUCCCUUAGAAAUGGAAUUGAUUCAGUUGACGUUAGGUGAAAGAAUGAAAAAGAUAAAUGUAGAUAUGAAGUCCGUCAAUUCUGUCCUUUUGGAUGAUGAUCUUAAUCAAUCAAGACGUCUUUUAAUUGCCCAAAGCACUACACAGUCGAAUAAAAAUUAUCUAACACUGAGAAAUACCACUUUCUUGCCAAAUAUUCCUGGACUUGCAGCACUGCUCACGCUGAGUUUUGCACCGCGUAUGGAAUUGAGAUGUAAUUCUCGGAGGACUUAUUAUACAGGGGCUUUAUGCGGUUUGGGUCCGAAGGAUAAUUUCACUAAUCGGGCUAUAUUUCCCGAUCAUGACAUAGAAAUUCAAUUUGACGUUGAAAUCACGAUAGAUGAUGUGAAAGAGAUAAAUAAAUUACGCCACUGGAUGAAUACUGCAAUGCAACUAGAUAACUCUAGUGAUGAGAAUAUUAUACUUUAUCAAAAUAAAAUUAAAAACAUCUUACUUGAACUAAAAGAGAAACAAAGACAAUCACGAAAUCCAGAAGAUGACGAGGUCGAUCAACUUAGCGAUAAGUGGAAUCGCUAUAACGGACCACAUUUUUUGCCAUCCGUUCGAGAAAAUGUGAGAAAAGGCGACAUAUAUCCGCUACAUAAGGCGUUGGAAUUACGUGAAAUAAAUGAACAGAUGGAGGAAAUGCUGAAGCAUCUGUCACAAUUACAGAAUCUUGCCUAUGAAGAUGCAAAUGUAGUGGGAAACGUGGCUGCUUUUUGUAAAUUAUGUGAAACGGAAACGUUUGGCCUAUUGCAGCUACGCAAUCAUCUUUAUUCAGACCAACAUGCAGAGAAUGAGAAACUGUUGCGCCGUCAAUCAUAUUAAGAGAUUGCAAUAUAAUUUUUUUUAAUUUGGACUUUCGUUAAUCUCCAAUCCUAUUUCAAAAUACAAAAAAAAUGUUUUUGCAUAUUAUUUUUUUACUCGCUUCAUUCUAUGGAUUAUAUAUAACAAUUAUACAUGUAUCGAAUGUUGAGAACAAUUCUGGUUUAAAGAAAUGCUGUCUCAGGAUAAAAGGAUAUUCAUAAAAUAGAAACAAUCUAUUAUAUUUAAUAUUUGAAGUAUUUUAUGUUUAUGUACAAUAAUAAUAGUUUUUAGCACGCGCACGCGCGAGACAGAUAAUUUGUGAUAUUAUGAAUAUAUAAAAAAGUUUGUUUACAUUUGUUGUCUCUAUUUUACACAGAUAACAUUCAGUUUUGUUAUUUUUCCAUGUCAGUUCUCUUGAAAGAACAUUUACACUUAUUAAGACAUCGUUUCUGUUGUCAUGCAGUCACUUCGUCGAAGU
Messenger RNA from Acromyrmex echinatior (Panamanian leafcutter ant), 4793 nucleotides. Its product is annotated as putative ATP-dependent RNA helicase spindle-E. Lineage: Eukaryota; Metazoa; Arthropoda; Insecta; Hymenoptera; Formicidae. Gene Ontology annotation, cellular component: intracellular anatomical structure. Gene Ontology annotation, molecular function: ATP binding; helicase activity; RNA binding. The record is from RefSeq and is a predicted model, not a curated record.